Molecule: messenger RNA, 570 nt
Organism: Aspergillus oryzae RIB40
Lineage: Eukaryota; Fungi; Ascomycota; Eurotiomycetes; Eurotiales; Aspergillaceae
Exons: 1
Coding region: 1-570 (189 amino acids)
Source: RefSeq, a predicted model, not a curated record
AUGGCAGGGUCAUCUAAUCCAAGGGAGCCAGCAAGAUUCAAAUUCUUAGAAGUUUUUAUUCCACUUCCGAAGGAAUAUCAUACAUUUUAUGAUAAGCUCGAACAGAUGAAAGAUCGCCUUACCGCGCACAAAAGUCAACUUGACCAAACUACUCCAUUGAACCCCGGAUAUUACGAUUUAUAUUUUAAGGUCAUUGAGGACGAGAACGACGAGACCCUUGAAUUAAUACGUAAACUCGAAGCUCGGAAAAAGAAGCAGAACAUUGGUGAGAUUAUUAGGAUAUGUGUUCCAGAAGACGUCCGGGUCGACUGGGACGGAAUGACGCCGGCCCAGGAGAAACCAGAAGAUGGUCGCAAAUAUGUGAGAUACCAGAACCUUUGGUAUAACGAAGGCUUUUUGACUUGCUAUAAUGCUGUCAUGCUUAUGGUAAAUGGCUUGCUCGAGGAUGCGGUGAGGAUGCAAGAAGCAGAAGUACGGCGUCGGCUUCAGAAUCCGAAUCCUUAUUGCCCUCCUCAAGAACCUGAGUGGAAUUUUUUCAUAAAAGAAGAAAGCGACGACGGUCACACAUAA